GCGAUGAGCCAAUGGCGAUCCGGUCGCCGACGGCCUUCGUGGUGGGGAACACGGCAGAAGGAACACAGCCGGGAGAGAGAACGGUCAUUGCCACCACCUCACCUCGGCUCUCUUCUCUUCCAGCAACGCACACACAGAGACAGUGCACAGAGAGGAGACCGGCGGCAUCGGCCGCUGCUGCUUCUUACUUUUCGAAUAAGCGCCAGCAGGAGCAGCCUGGAAUGCUAUCGGCAGUCUAGUAGUCGCUGCUGCCGCGAGGAGAGAGAGAGAGAGAGUGUGUGUGAGAGAGAGAGAGAGAGAGAGAGCGAUCUCUCCGCUGCCGAUUUUGAAUUUCCCGCUACACGAGGAGGAACCACGUGCUGCAGCGCGCGCCCGCCAGAUUCGGAGGAUUCAGUGUGCCACGUAGUUUUUUUAUUAUUCGCGAGGAGCAUCGGUAUCGAGGGAAGAUGGGAAGGACUGCGAAGCUCGACUAGUGAUCGGUAACGAGUGAGAGAGCGUCGAGGAACUCUUCUUCAGUACAGCUGCCCCCUUCCGGCGUGUGUCUCUUCUCCGUGGGAUCGUGUUGCGAGCCGAUCUCGAGAUGAGGCAGCAGCAGCAGCAGCAGCACAGGCACUUUUCGGCUCUCGUCCUGCUCGGAUGCCUCGGCAUCGCCGUCGCCAGCCCCGUAUUCGUGCCGCAGUUCCUCAACGAAGGAGUCGGGCGGAACAUCAGGCACCUACCAUGCGUCUCUCGGCGCACGGGGGAGACGGGCGUGUGCAUGUUCGCCUUCACCUGCGCCCGGGCGAACGGCACGCACCUGGGCACCUGCAUCGACCGCUUCUACUUCGGCAGCUGCUGCAAGAUCGACGAGGAGCCGGACGUCUUCCCCCAGGACAACACCAUCGACGUGGACCACCCGCUCAAGCCCUACGCCACGUCGUCGGCCAGCAGUACCGCCGCGUCUCUGGCCACUACCCUGGCCACAUCGCCCUCCACGCCGGCUCUCGAGAGCAACGACAUCCCCGGUAACGUGGACAGGCUGAAGCCCGCGAGCAGCAGCUUGAAGCCAGUCGAGACGACGACGCUCAAAGCCGCGGAGGUGUCCAAGGCGAAGCCGACGAAGAAGCCGCUCGUGGAGGCGACCACCCAGAGCAUCAGACUCUCGACCUUCCAGACGGUGCAGAACGCCUCCGAGCAGAGGUACACCACGCCGUCCAGCACGACGGUCAGUAGCACCCAGAGGAGGACCCAGAGACCGGCCGCUACCACGGCCAAGCCGUCCACCGCUGCUGCCGUCACCACGCCGAGGCCCAAACCCGCCAGCGCCUCCUCGACGAGGCCCAGCAGCAGCACCGCCGCGGCCACGACUCUGGGUACCAGGCCGCCGUCGACCACCGGCAGCAAGAGGCCGCUGACCAGCACCACGAGCCAGACCAAGAGACCCAGUUCCACGAGGCCCAGCAGCAGCACCACCACGACUCACCACCGCAACGCGACGAGCAGCAGCGCUGCGCCGACGACUCACAGGAGCCCCGCGACGACGGAACCUCCCAGAGCCGCCGUCACCGUCGCGACGACGCUGCAGACGACGCAGAAGACCGUCCCCGCCACCAGGUUCCCGCCCAGGAACGCCACGACCGCGGCGACCCCCACGAGCGCUCGACCCUCGAGCACAUCGUCCGCCAACGCGACCAAGGUGACGGAGGAGACGACCAAGCCCACGACCACCAGGAAGCCCACGACGAGCAAGAAGCCGACAAAGGUCACCACCAAGCGGCCGAACACCGGCAGCAAGAGGCCCUCCGCGACGCCCACCAGGAGGCCGCCGACCACCGUUCCAGCUCCUGCGUCCAGCUCAUCCAACGUCUCGUCCACGAUCCAGUCGGUGAGGACCACCACUGCGUCUCCCGUCGCCACCACCGUCCCCAGUACCACGACCACCAGGACCACCACGAAGAAGCCUGCGAGUCAGACGUCGGCGACGAAAAAACCAUCGUCCACCGCUACCCGACGACCGGCGACCACGACACCCGCUGCCGCCACGACGAUCCCGAGCACCAGGAGGCCCCCGACGACGAGCAAGAAGAACGUGACCAUCUCGUCGACCUACGCGAGCACUGCCACCAGGAGGCCGACCACCACGACGAAGCAGCCGCCACGACCCUCUUCCGUCCCAGUGAAGAAGCAGCCGGUCACCACCACCACCACCACCACCACCACGGCCAAGCCGACGACCGCGAAGAUCGCUGUGACGACGACCACCACCACCACCACCACGACGGCGAAGCCCGUGAAGCACACGGCGGCCACCGUCGCAGCUACCCCCAAACCAACGGCAGCCUCCACCACCGCCAGGACUACCGUCCCCCCGACCACCAGCACCACCAGCAGACCCAAGCCCGUCUCCACGACCAUCUCCAACGAGGUCGACGCCGAGUUCGAGCAGUCUACCGUCCCCGGCAUCGUCACCUGGACGUCCCUCGUCGACGAGACCGAGGGCCCCACCAAGACCCCCAGCGCCGCUCCGACAGAUGCGACGGAGACCGACUGGGCGCCGAUAACGACACCCGACGGCUGGAUCAUCAUCCAGUCGCCGACGACGGAGGAGCAGCCGUCUGAGCCGAAACCGGUCGGCCCUGCAGCGACCGAGCCACCCGCUAAGCCCCCGACGGAGAGCACGACGACGACGAGUACUAGUACAACAACGCCGAAGCCGACGUCGACGACGACUCCGAGGGUCACCACCCAGCCGACGACGUACGUCGACAUGCUCUCGACCCUGGCGACGGUGACGCUCGCCCCGGAGUUCACCGAGCCGCCUUACGUGCCGAUCAACAUGUCCAACUACAAGGAUGUGUGCGGGAGACGGCUGUUCCCCGAGUCGAGGAUCGUCGGCGGAGACGGCAGCACCUUCGGCAAGUGGCCUUGGCAGAUCUCGCUGAGGCAAUGGCGAACAUCGACGUACCUUCACAAGUGCGGCGCGGCUCUGCUCAACGAGAACUGGGCCAUCACCGCCGCUCACUGCGUCCAAAACGUACUGCCGAGCGACCUGCUGCUCCGAAUCGGCGAGCACGACCUGGGCAACGAGGAGGAGCCCUACGGCUUCCAGGAGCGUCGGGUCCAGAUCGUCGCCAGUCACCCGAGCUUCGACGCGCGCACCUUCGAGUUCGAUCUCGCGCUGAUGCGUUUCUACGAGCCGGUCCUGCCUUUCCAGCCUAACGUCCUGCCGAUCUGCAUACCCGACGACGACGAGGACUACGUCGGUCAAACGGCCUUCGUCACCGGCUGGGGCAGACUCUACGAAGAUGGACCGCUGCCGUCGGUACUGCAGGAGGUAGCCGUGCCGGUGAUAAAUAACUCGGUGUGCGAGGGCAUGUACAGAAACGCCGGCUACAUCGAGCACAUACCCCACAUUUUCAUCUGUGCCGGCUGGCGGAAAGGCGGCUUCGACUCCUGCGAGGGCGACAGCGGAGGACCGCUGGUGAUCCAGAGGAAGAAGGACAAGCGCUGGGUCCUGGCCGGCGUCAUCAGCUGGGGCAUCGGCUGCGCGGAGCCCAACCAGCCGGGCGUCUACACGCGGAUCUCCGAGUUCCGCGAGUGGAUCAACCAGAUCCUCCAGUUCUGAGCCGGCGCAUCCGAAUCGUCGAAUCGAACUCGAGUCGUGUGUCGCGGAAUCGCACACGCACCGGCCGAACGAUCGCGCCGAUCGAGCUGUAUGUAGCAAUUCACGCGCGUCUCGCCGAUCGUUCGUCGGUAUAUAUAGCAGUUUCAGGAUGUCGGGAGCUCUCGCACGCGGAGCCUCGAGUGUGUAUGCGUGUGUGUGUGUGUAUGUAAAUAGUUUCUCUCAGCGAUGAGCGUCGAUUUUCGUUUUAUACGAUGAUAUUAUAUUGUCAUUAUCAUUAUUAUGCUUUAUUUAAUAACGUUAGUGAAACUCGUAGGGAAAGUAGAAGAAGAGUCGGGCUGCAGCUGGACAGCUCGCCGGAACUCGAUCUGCCCUUUUGUACGACUAUUUAUUUAUAAGCUUGUCGACGAGAUGAGCGUUGUAUUUUUGAACGGCAAAACGAGCGGAAAUUGAUUAAAUUAUUGUUACGCGUCGCACGUGCGCGCGUUGACGGAUCAAGCUUCUUUUUCGUUUAAAAAUACGAUCGGCCACGGGAUUUAUGAUUGAUCGGCGUAGGAGAGAAAUAUGGAUCAAUAUUCAACGUUUCAAUUCAAUUUCUAUUCGCUCUAGUAGUCCGCUGCAUCGUGCGUAUUCGAUGAACUGACGAGACGGCUCUCGUCAGUUUGCCUUUUUAACCGAGUUAUUUAAACGAGAGAAUUAACGGUUAAAAAUAAAAUGAACCGAGGAAACAAAAAAAGAAAACGUUGUACAAAUAAUGUAUAAGGUACGAUCGAUCAGAGAAGACAAGACAUGCCGAGAUUUUGUAAUGUUUGUAAACUAAUAAUUUUAAUUGUAUACGCAGUAUUCGUAAAUUAAAGAACGUAACGUUACUUCAUCACGCACUUCCAUUGAAACCCUACUAACGAGGAAUCUUUUUCUUUUACAGAACUUAGUUUCAAUGUGUUUAUUGAAUUUCUGUAUAUAAAAAUUUUUUUAACUCCCCUAUGAGAUAAUUAUAUUGUAAUUCGCAGUAUUUUAUAUAGAUGGUUCAAUAAAAUAUUGUCCUAACUU
This is a messenger RNA of Nasonia vitripennis (jewel wasp), 4651 nucleotides long. It is a transcript of the gene Np, whose product is annotated as serine proteinase stubble. Gene Ontology annotation, molecular function: serine-type endopeptidase activity. Gene Ontology annotation, biological process: proteolysis. The record is from RefSeq and is a predicted model, not a curated record. Lineage: Eukaryota; Metazoa; Arthropoda; Insecta; Hymenoptera; Pteromalidae. The transcript has 10 exons. The coding region runs from base 581 to 3604 and encodes 1007 amino acids.